AGCAAGCAAACAAAAAAAGAGAGAAAGUAUAACAAGCAAGCAAACAGAAGAACUUUUCUAUUCGUCAAUCUUAAUUUAUCAUAGACCCGUUGUUAAGCUGUCAUCUAGAUGAAUAUUUUGUUCAACCAUUGUGUAUAUAUAUUGUAGCAGCAACAAAACAGGUAGAAAGCCCUACAAAUUUCUAAGCUUGUAAGCUUUUACUUUCAUUAAACACCCAUCAUAAUUCACUGGAAAAUACUCAUAUUCCUAGCAUGAAACAAGAACCACGAUCGCCACCUCUGCACCACCACCUUCGUUACUCAUCAAAGAAAAUUUCAUCUUUCGGUAAACCUGUUUUGUACUUCCUCUGUCUCCUGUUAGCCUAUUCGCUCGGUUAUCUGUCUAGCUCCACACGCAACAAUAAUAAUUAUACUACUACUAAUAAUAACAAGCCACCCAGGGGCCAUGUAAACUCGGUCGUGAACCAUGUAGACACAACAAUUAGCAGUGGAACAACAGAAAAGGACCACAACAAUUUCGGGGCGGUAUGUGGUGAGGCUGUUCCAUCACAAGACAUACGCCUUAAAAUUCUAGAGCGUGUCUUCAAAGGAACAUCCCCUUGGCAGAAUUUCCCACCAACACACGCGGACAAUCUCCUACGUAAAAAGUGGGUCAAAGGGUGGGGCUCAAAUGGCGCGGUCUUCGAGAAUCUAAUCCGCAAGGUGCAACCCAAGACCAUAAUAGAAGUAGGCACGUUCUUGGGAGCAUCUGCUCUUCACAUGGUCGAACUGACUCGUCGAUUGGGUCUAGAUGACACGAAAGUCGUCUGCAUAGACGAUUUUCGAGGGUGGCCCGGUUUUUCAGAUAAUCCGCGGAUGAAAGACAUGAAGAUGGUGAACGGGGACGUUUUGUUGAUGUAUCAAUUCAUGCAGAACGUGGUCAACGCGAACGCGACGGAGUCAGUAGUGUACAUGCCCUUCUCCAGCGGGUCAGCGCUGGAGAAGCUGUGCGAGUGGGGGGUGUUUGGUGAGUUGAUUGAGGUUGAUGCUGGACAUGAUUUUCACUCGGCUUGGUUUGAUAUAAACCGGGCUUUCAAGUUGUUGAAGCCCGGUUCGGCGGGUGGUGUUAUUUUUGGACAUGACUAUUUUACUGCAGCUGAUAACAGGGGAGUGAGAAGGGCUGUUAAUUUGUUUGCCCGCACUCAUAAUCUAACAGUCCAAGUCGACGGUCAGCACUGGGUUUUCCAUAUUACCAAUCCAUUAUAAGCUAUUGCAAAUCAAAGUAAAUUAAACCUGUAUAGAUAUAAAGGUAGUAGUGACAUUUAUUUUGAAGCUCACUGAGAGAUGUGUAUAUAUUUUAUUGCUUAUUGGUGGUUGUUGUACUAGCAAAAUGUCUUAAUUAUUCAUCUUAAUCGCUUUUUA
Lycium ferocissimum is the source of this 1400-nucleotide messenger RNA. RefSeq lists its product as uncharacterized. Gene Ontology annotation, molecular function: S-adenosylmethionine-dependent methyltransferase activity. NCBI's taxonomy places the organism in Eukaryota, Viridiplantae, Streptophyta, Magnoliopsida, Solanales, Solanaceae. The transcript has a single exon. The record is from RefSeq and is a predicted model, not a curated record. The coding region runs from base 252 to 1244 and encodes 330 amino acids.